Culex quinquefasciatus (southern house mosquito) is the source of this 499-nucleotide messenger RNA. RefSeq names its product probable small nuclear ribonucleoprotein G (gene SNRPG). The coding region runs from base 146 to 376 and encodes 76 amino acids. Gene Ontology annotation, molecular function: RNA binding. The transcript has 3 exons. NCBI's taxonomy places the organism in Eukaryota, Metazoa, Arthropoda, Insecta, Diptera, Culicidae. Gene Ontology annotation, cellular component: U12-type spliceosomal complex; U4 snRNP; precatalytic spliceosome. Gene Ontology annotation, biological process: mRNA splicing, via spliceosome; spliceosomal snRNP assembly. The record is from RefSeq and is a predicted model, not a curated record.
CAUUUUUCGGCAUCAUUUUUCUUCGCUCCUCGUCCUCGCGCGGCUUCCAGCUUCAUUUUGCGACAUCGAAAAAGGUUCUUUCCGGCGAAAGAUCAGCUGAAUUACAUCGUUUAGAUCACCGCGGCGCAGGUCAAAUUCACCAAAAAUGUCGAAGGCUCAUCCCCCAGAGUUGAAAAAAUACAUGGACAAGCGACUGUCGCUGAAGCUUAACGGUGGCCGCGUUGUGUCCGGUAUUUUGCGAGGCUUCGAUCCGUUCAUGAACGUGGUCGUCGACGAGAGCAUCGAAGAGUGCAAGGACGGCACCCGGAACAACAUCGGCAUGGUGGUCAUCCGAGGCAACAGUAUCAUCAUGGUGGAGGCACUGGAUCGAAUAUAAAACAACAACAACCGCACUUCAUGCGUAAUUUCCAUAUUUACUGAUAAUAACUUACUACAACGCUAGCACUAAGACAUGUACCGGUCCGCGGUGAAAUAAAGGGACCUCUUUUGUGAACUAAUG